Gregarina niphandrodes is the source of this 1791-nucleotide messenger RNA. RefSeq lists its product as hypothetical. The transcript has a single exon. Bases 1 to 1791 code for a protein of 596 amino acids. NCBI's taxonomy places the organism in Eukaryota, Apicomplexa, Conoidasida, Eugregarinorida, Gregarinidae. The record is from RefSeq and is a predicted model, not a curated record.
AUGCUGGCUUUGUCUGAUGAGGUUCGAGGUAGACGGGUCUGGACUUGUUUCUCCUUGGGUCUGGGGCAAGUCUUUGGGCAUUCAGCGACGGUUGCUGCAGGUCAGGAUGAUUCGGGGCCUUUUGCCUGGAGACUCUCGGCGUCAAAAAGCGACGCUGGCGUCCCCCAGGGUCCGGGCGUCCCCCAGAGUCCGGGCGUCCCCCAGGUUCCGGGCGUCCCCCAGAGUCCUACCGUCCCCUGCGUGGCUGGUGUCAGUGCAGACGUUUGGGAUUGGUCGAGUGCGGGAGGAACAGACCCUGAAUUGUAUUGGGCAACGCGCUUUUGGGUGCCAUUGGAUGAGGAGGGAUACGGCCGAUUGGCGCCCGCGAUUUUAGUCACCCGUCCGCUCUUUCGCCGUUCCAAGUGGAGGGCGAAAUGGGAACGAGCUAAGGAUGUUCAUGACACGAUAGGAUUUGAUGCGAAGUCGUGGGGUCUAGCUUCGGCAGGUCCGAUACGCCCGGCUUUCAUUCCGACAGUGGCCCGGGGUGGCUUCGAGUCACAUCAGAUGUUACAUAGAACGCUCACCCCCAAGGCUUGGAUGAGGCUGAGGACUAUAGGGCCCGAAAGCUUCGCGAAAUGUGGACUGGUUUAUGUAGAGCUCGGUGCUAUCAUUUCCAGGUAUUACCGAUACCCCUAUGGUGUUCUCGAUGAGACGAUUCAUCAGACGGUGAUGGACAUGAUGUUUCCCAAGGACAAGAAGGACAUGUCCCGGGGAGAACUCCGAGGACGCCACAAUGACUGGGUCACGGGCUGUCUUCUACAGCAUGCGGACGCAGACACCACACGGCUUACGGAAUUUUGCGCCAACGACUUAGGCUAUAAUCCCUGUUCAUUUAAGAAGCAUCCGUUUCUUCAAUGUCUCACACGGCGGUUACGGGUCUCUACCGCCAUAAGAGGUGCCCCGGAACGCUUAAACAUCUUGCAGAUCACUCUCGCAGGACUGCCGGUCGUAUCGGCGGAAAAAUACGCACAACUAACUGACAAGCAACUUUACGACGACAUGCGGCAAACAGCUAAAGAGGCGACUGUCGGAGCGCUCACCCAAGAGCAAUUGGUUCGAGAAGAUUGGGAUAAAGCUUUGGCGGAAUGUGAACCGGCUGAGGCGGAGUCGACAGGUGGGGCGGGAUCAGAAGAGUGUCGAGUAAUAUUCCUCCAGAGAGCCAGGGAGAAGGCUUUGCCCGGACGUCGUUCUGCUGUAGAUCCAGGCCGCCAUGUUGAUCGCCUUGCCACGACACCGUCGGGAACGCUGAAGGACGCGCUGGAUUUGAUGCCUCCUGGUACGUACACAACAACACGUAGCAGGGGAAUGAUCAGUCAGAAGGCGUUGUCGAGAAAGAGACGAAUUCCGCUCGAAUAUCCUGACCUGGCGAAAAAAAGGGGGAUUGAAGGCGGGUCCGGGUCGACCUUGGACGGGCACUCGGCGGCCGAUACAGCGGCGGUCGAGGAACCGGCGCUGGACGUACCGACGGUCGAUGUACCCGUAAUCGCCGUGCCAGCAACUCACAGCGUCUCACAUUCCGACUGCAUGGUACGUUGUGACAGUCAUGAUGGGCAGUCAAGCAAGGCCCCAACCAUUCAACAGCUGGAAUGGCUCGUAAAUCAUGACUUAGGAUCUGUAGAGGAUGACCGGUUCAUGGAUACAUUCGCCGAGGCAGUGUGGAAGGAAUAUGGACCACUGUUGUCGAUUCCCAUGGACCAUUUGAUGGCUAACGGGAACGACCUCCCGCUCGAGCAGCUUGCAGCGGGGCUAUAG